Molecule: messenger RNA, 2797 nt
Organism: Scleropages formosus (Asian bonytongue)
Lineage: Eukaryota; Metazoa; Chordata; Actinopteri; Osteoglossiformes; Osteoglossidae
Gene: klhl2
Product: kelch-like family member 2
Exons: 15
Coding region: 63-1835 (590 amino acids)
Molecular function (GO): protein binding
Source: RefSeq, a predicted model, not a curated record
ACAUGGAACGGUGCGAGAAGCCUCGGCGCGCGCUCUCAACGUUCUAAAGGACACGCGACGCGAUGGAGAUGCAUCCCAUAUGCACCAAACUCUGCCAGCAUAAACCUCAUGACUUAAAGGAUGAUAUAUCUGAAAAACAGUGUCCUGUCACUAUCAAUCCACGUCACAUGAAGAAGGCUUUCAAAGUGAUGAAUGAAUUGCGCAGCCAGAACCUCCUGUGUGAUGUAACGAUAGUAGCUGAGGAUGUGGAGAUAGCUGCUCACAGGGUGGUCCUGGCAGCAGGAAGCCCAUAUUUCCAUGCAAUGUUUACAGGAGAGAUGAGCGAGAGCAGGGCCAAGCGGGUCAGGAUAAAGGAGAUGGAUGGCUGGACCCUGGGAACACUCAUCGACUACGUAUACACUGCCGAGAUCCAGGUCACCGAGGAGAACGUACAGGUUCUCCUCCCAGCUGCUGGCCUGCUCCAGCUUCAGGAUGUGAAGAAGGCAUGCUGCGAGUUUCUGGGCACCCAGCUGCACCCCACCAACUGCUUGGGCAUUCGUGCCUUCGCCGACAUGCAUGCCUGCACAGAGCUGCUCAACCAGGCCAAUUCAUUCGCAGAGCAGCACUUCUCGGAGGUGGUGCAGGGCGAGGAGUUCCUGAACUUGGGAAUUGAGCAUGUGUGCAGCCUCAUCGCCAGCGACAAGCUCACCAUCCCGUCGGAGGAGAAGGUGUUUGAGGCAGUGAUUUCCUGGGUAAAUCACGACAAGGAUGUGCGGCAGGAGCACAUGGCCCACCUCAUGGAACACGUCCGCUUGCCUCUGCUGUCGCGGGAGUACCUCGUCCAGCGGGUGGAGGAGGAGUCUUUGGUGAAGAAUAGCAGCGCGUGCAAAGACUACCUGAUCGAGGCCAUGAAGUACCACCUGCUGCCAGCGGACCAGCGCUCUAUGAUGAAGACAAUCCGGACCCGGAUGAGGACUCCUGUGAGCCACCCCAAGGUCAUGAUGGUGGUGGGAGGGCAAGCGCCCAAGGCCAUCCGCAGCGUUGAGUGCUACGACUUUGAGGAGGAGCGCUGGUACCAAGUGGCUGAGCUGCCCUCCAGGAGGUGCAGAGCAGGUGUGGUUUAUAUGGGGGGAAUAGUCUACGCUGUGGGGGGGUUCAAUGGGUCACUGAGGGUGCGCACGGUCGACUCCUACGAUCCCACGAAGGACCAGUGGAGCUGUGUGGCCAGUAUGCAGGACCGCCGGAGCACCCUGGGCUCUGCGGUUUUAAAUGGGCUUCUCUAUGCCGUUGGAGGGUUUGAUGGGAGCACAGGCCUGUCCUCUGUAGAAGCAUACAACGCCAAGACAAAUGAAUGGUUCCACAUUGUACCCAUGAACACGAGGAGAAGCAGCGUGGGGGUUGGUGUAGUUGGCGGGAUACUGUAUGCGGUCGGAGGAUACGAUGGCGCCACCAGGCAGUGCCUCAGCACCGUAGAAGCCUACAACCCAAAGACCAACGAGUGGACCUAUAUCGCGGAGAUGAGUACGCGGCGCAGCGGAGCAGGUGUCGGGGUGCUGAAAGGCUUACUCUACGCUGUUGGGGGUCACGAUGGACCACUAGUGCGGAAGAGCUGCGAGGUGUAUGACGCAGCUACCAACAGUUGGAAGCAGGUUGCUGACAUGAACAUGUGCCGUAGAAAUGCUGGUGUCUGCGCAGUAAACAAUUUGCUGUAUGUAAUCGGAGGAGAUGACGGCUCCUGUAACUUGGCUUCCGUUGAGUACUACAAUCCCAGCACUGACAAGUGGACACUUUUACCUUCCUGCAUGAGUACUGGCAGGAGUUACGCAGGUGUUACAGUCAUCGACAAGCCUUUAUGACUAGGUAUCAACAUGCUGCUGUUUUGAAGCGGAAAACGUGGCUUCGCUGAACCAGUUUGAGAGGCCAAGGCCUCCUCGUGGAAGUUGCCUCAUCCCGGGUCGGUGCAAGGCGGACUGUCGUCUCUCUCUCGGAGCAGUGGGCUCGUGGAGACGUUGCACUUGAAGGGAAGAACUACGUGGGAUCAGAUUUUACUUGUUCUUAACCUGUGAGAAGACACUUAGUGCAAACACAUUUUAAAUACAAACAAAAUGUUACUGACACUAAGGUAAAUUUCACGUGGGACAAGGUGGGAUUAUAAAGGUGGUCAGUGAGGAGCUGAUGUCUGUGGAUCAUUAUCAGUGGUACAAUAUUGUGUUAACAAAAUCACUUAAAAGCUGAAGUGUCAGUGAAUGUUGGUUAUUUACAGGGAUUGGUGUAUUGAAGGAACUUGUGAUUUUAAAUUUUUAUUUUUUUUUGGGCCUUUGGUUUUUUGCCUUUUUACACUGAACUUUAAGGCAGCAUCCAGCAACCGAAGUAUUCUUUGCUACAUGAAACAGAAAACAAUGUCAUGUAUAACAUUUUAAAGAAAUAAAGGUUGUGAAGUAUGCCUGACACGAAAUAUCACAUUUCAAGGAAUUCUGCAUAUUCCUGCUUACUUUGAGAUGCCAUAAUUGUGAGUGUGAGAUACGGAGUCUACAUGUUUGAAACUACAUAUCUGCAUUUUUUUUAUAUUGUGUACUUUCAGAUGACGACCAAGGUUGAUGCAUUUCAUUGUUGUAGCUAAUGGGAAUGUUAUGGCAUGCAUGCAACUGCAGAUUUACAUUGGUUGCCUGGGUUCAGAAGCCAGUCUGCAUGGUCAUAAACAGUUCAUUUAAUUGUAGCUACUGUUUUUAACUACUGCUGUAUGUGAGUGAAUCAUGAAUGUGAUGUGCAGAUUUAGUAUCUCCCAAAAAAGAAAAAAAAAAAAAAUCUCCACGCCUUC